This is a messenger RNA of Vanrija pseudolonga, 2541 nucleotides long. RefSeq lists its product as uncharacterized. Lineage: Eukaryota; Fungi; Basidiomycota; Tremellomycetes; Trichosporonales; Trichosporonaceae. The record is from RefSeq and is a predicted model, not a curated record. Bases 1 to 2541 code for a protein of 846 amino acids. The transcript is spliced from 4 exons.
AUGAAGACCACGACCCAACGCGUCUUCGCUGACCUAUCCCAACGCCCAGUACUCAAGCACAUCCUCCUCGCAGCGAUCAACGACCUGCGGCAGCUGUACUCGACCUGUCGCAACCUCCGUGACUACAUGAACGACGACCCCUUCUUCCGCAGCAUCUGUGAGAACCUAACAUACAGUGUCCCCCCAAUUCGUCACUCGCUCGACGGCGACCUGCCCAACAAGCGCACGGAUCCCCGCCCGCUAGCAUACAACGAGAGCUUCAGGCGCGAGGAGUCGCUCCAGGUCGGCGUGCCCGUCCUCACGCGCUGCGUGCACCCCGAGGGACAAGUUCUCGACGUGCGCGACGGGUACAUGGUCACCAAGUCGAGCGCCGGGACGGGGUGGACGCUGUGGGCCCUUCCUCUGGCACACGAAGUGAGGAAGACGUACAUGAAGAACCGGGACGAGGCCAAGUUUCCCUCCCCCGCUGAGGACACGAUCCCGCUGCAAGACAUUCAACUUCCACCCCGCCCCAAGGGAGCAGCGGAACAGCAGCGCAUGUGGACCUGGGAGUUUGAGUGGUCCGCAAGGUUCGCUGCAUUGGCCAUCUAUCCUGAGGACAACCUCGCCGCCGUCGCUGCCCAGUCAGUCAUUGUUCCCUACGCCGGCAAGAGAAACACGCCACUCCAAACCGGACGUGCUCACCGAGUCUACUUCUACCAGCUCCGUCCCUAUGGUCUAGAAAAUGUCAAGACCAAGGCCAAGGUCGCAUCGCCGACAGCCUUGGAGCCACACCCCCGAGCCAGACUGCCCUACCUCGAGUUCAUCCUUCCGUAUCAGAUGGGCGAGCCUGACGUCUCAUACACUCUGAAGAUCGGCCCUAAUGGCCUCGUGGGACUUCUCGUGAAGCGUGAAGAGUCAAGAUCCUGCGUAACCGGCCCGCUCAUCGUCUUCAAUUACAUUCGUGGCCACUGUGUUGCGGUCAUCGGCCUCGACCCCAGCGACUCUCGCAUUAUCGACUUUGACUUCUUCAGUGCCAAGCACAUUGUUCUUCUCAAGGUCUGCCCACUGUCCGACGCCGAGCGCGCAACGUACCAACAUUCGCCAACCGUUGCGCUGCUCAGCGCAAGCCUGGUGCUCAUCCGGAUAUGCCCCAACAUCGGCCAUGCCCUCAACGUUUCGCAGCUCCAACGCCCUACUGGUGGGCAGGGUGCGGUUGAGACUCUCACCCAUCCUCCAGGGACAUGGACUGAGUGCGAGUGCUACGCCAAGUCUCCCAAGGGGGUUGUGGCUCUCGAGCUUCCUCCCCUGUCCGACAACAAGACUCCGAGGGACCAAGCCCUUCAGAUGCUCAAGACUGUCUCCGGUACCGUCUCCAUCAACCCUCCAUUGUCACUGGGCUAUCUCGGAAGCAUGGUAUCCUAUGCCCUCUAUCCGCACGGUAUCGCCCAAGAGUCCCCACGUCCGGCUCUCCGGGGCAGGAUCAAUGCGGCUCUCUUCAUCGAUCGCGUUCCCAUGAGCACUCGCCGCAUGGCCGUCGAGGCGGCAAUGCGCCAGUGGCGCAAGCAACUCGACCAGUCGAAUACUCACGACACUGAGGACCCUCUUGGCCAGGAGUUUGACGACCUUCUUUGCCUCAUGGUUGUCGGCCAUCAAGGGUCGUUCAAGGAGUCCAAGUCCAACGGUGAAGUCUGGAGACUACACUUCUACCACGAGAUCGAGUUCCCAUACCCCCUCAAGGUCUUUACAAGCAUUAUCGAGUUUUGCAAGUCGAUGGAGGAUCAGGGGAUCCUUGCCAAGCUCAUCGAUGAGCUCCGAAACAAAGGCGCGGAUAUCAACAAGAUCCCCGACCGACCCUUCACGCGCCUCCUCGAAGUCAUCGAGAGCAGCGGUGGGAUGCAAGUCCAGGCAAAGAAGUUUGCCCAGCUUCUCGGUCCUCCGCUCCGACCCAUGCAGGGCAUGGUCCCUGAUGUGCGCGAGGAAUGGCAAAACUUUGCGGACAUGCAGUCGACAUGGAUGGUAGCGACGGCCACGCACGGUCCUCGAGCCAUCGAUAUCGAGCCAUUCAACAACGAGAGCCAUCCACCGCCCAAGACUCUUCCUCCCGACGACAAGAAUGACAAGAAGAUCCGCCACUCAAACUUCCUCGUCAAGACGUACGCCGGGGGGCUGUACUUUCCUGGUGUUCAUCUCCUCAGUGGCGUCGAACUGAACCCGCUUCGUCGCAGGUGUGCCCCCGAGUGCAAGGUUCACCACACCCCGAUGUUGGUGCUACCGAUAGCCACUCGCCGAGUCUGUUGCUCUACUGCUCGCCGCACGGGUCGCGGGUUCCCGUCCUCCAACAUCGCCCCCCACACCCCAACCUUCAGCAACGACGUCAUCUCGACGCCGUAUCCGGUAGCUCGCGACCUCGACGGCAAGCCGAUCCCAGACAAGGUUCUUACCCAGCCGCAGGCGCUUGCAUACUGUGAAGCCCAGUCGGUGCUGGUCUGCGACCAAGACUCGAUCAAGGAGGCGUACUUUGACGGACAGUCACUUGUCCUUGCCCAGGUGAGCUUCUGA